GGGCCGAGCCGCGCGCCCUGAUCCCGUCCCCCCGGGGGGGAGGAGGGGACGCGCGGACGGGCCGCCUCGCCCCUCGCCGCCCCUCCCCGCGCCCGCCCGGCUCCCGCGCGCUUCCCCCGGCCCGGCCCAGCAUGACCGGAGUCUUCGACAGCCUGGCGGCCGACAUGCACUCCACCCAGAUCUCCGCCUCCAGCGCCUACCACCAGCAGCCGCCGCCGCCGAGCGGGGCGGGCGCCGGCCCCGGGGGCAGCGGCGGGCUGCACAAGCCGCAGGAGUCGCCCACCCUGCCCGUGUCCACGGCCACCGACAGCAGCUACUACACCAACCAGCAGCACCCGGCGGGCGGCGGCGGCGGCGGCGGCGGCGGGGGGGCCUCGCCCUACGCGCACAUGGGCUCCUACCAGUACCACGCCGGCGGCCUCGGCGGCGUCCCCUACCCCGCCAAGGGCGGCUACGACCUGGGCUACACCGCCGCCUACUCCUCCUCCUACGCGCCCUACGGAACCAGCCCGUCCCCGGUGCACAACGAGCCCGACAAGGAGGACCUGGAGCCCGAAAUCCGGAUCGUGAACGGGAAGCCAAAGAAAGUCCGCAAGCCGCGCACCAUCUACUCCAGCUUCCAGCUGGCCGCCCUGCAGCGGCGCUUCCAGAAGACCCAGUACCUGGCGCUGCCCGAGAGGGCCGAGCUGGCCGCCUCCCUGGGCCUCACCCAGACUCAGGUCAAAAUCUGGUUCCAGAACCGCCGCUCCAAGUUCAAGAAGAUGUGGAAGAGCGGCGAGCUCCCGGCCGAGCAGCACCCCGCCGCCGCCGCCUCCCCGCCCUGCGCCUCCCCGCCGGCGCCGGCCUCCUGGGACUUCGGGGCGCCGCCGCGGGCGGGGGGCGGCGGGCCGGGCGGCGGCGGCGGCGGCGGCGGCGGCGCGGGCAGCGCGGCCUCCAGCCCCAGCAGCGCCGCCUCGGCCUUCCUGGGCAGCUACCCGUGGUACCACCAGGCCUCGGGCCCCGCCUCGCACCUGCAGGCCGCGGCGCCGCUGCUGCACCCGUCGCAGACCCCGCAGGCCCAACACCACCACCACCACCACCACCACCACCACCACCACCACGCCGGCGGCGGGGCCGCCCCGGUGAGCGCGGGGACGAUCUUCUAACCGCGAGGGCGCGGCGCCCCCCCGCCCGCCACCGCCGCCGCCGCCACCCAGCCGCGCUGGAGAGGGGGUGCCCGGGAGGCCCCCCGCGGGGCCACCCCUCGAAACGCCACGGAGCAACGGGAAAAGGAAAAAAAGAAGAAGAAAAGAGGAGGCCGCGUGGGAUCCUCCAGCGCCCCCGGCCCCAUGGAGGCCCACCCCGGACUUGCCGGCCCCCUCGGCGUGAUCCGCUCCUCAGGGUCGUCGGUCUGUCCAGCCCCCCCCCGGCUGGGUCAGGCCCAGGGACGCCUCCCCGCCCUCGAGGCCCCCCCGGCCCUCAGAGGCUCCUCUUUCCUCCCCUGCCUGCCCCGGGGCUCCGCGCCAGUCGGCUCCGGUUCUUGACGUCCACGGGUCCUGCCCCACCCCCACGUACCCCGCGACCCCCGAGCCCACCGGCUUUUUUUUUCUCUCUGGGGGAGGGGAGGGAGCGGCUCCCCGCUCUCGAGACCCCAGAUUCUUUUCCGGCUUUCCCCAGGAACACUCCGGUAGCUCCUCGUCCAUCACCAUGGAGUUUUUUUAUUUUUAUUUUUUUAAAAGUUUAGGUGCCUUUGCGGAUGACCUCAUUUUGAUGUUUAAAAAAAAACUGAUUUUUUUAAUAUGUGGACGCUGCAAAAAAAAAUGUGUUUAAAUUAUCUUUUUUAAGAUGAAUUAAGGACUAUUAACCCGGACCUCGACACAGAGUUUGUAAAUAAGGGUGUCUGUGCGGAUUUUCCCACAUUUAUUUGUACAAAAUUUCUCAUCUUUUCAGACUUUUUUGUAAACCCCCCAGUUGUGAAAACUGCGGCCUAGCAGUGACCUCGGCAACCCCUUCUCUUUUUUUCCCCUUUGAAAUUUUUUCUCAGUUAAAUUAAGCUACUGAUUUGAAUUUGUUUUUAUCUUGUCCUAAAGUCUUUGUUCUUGAAAUGCAAGGUAUUUGGGGGUUAUUUAUUACGAAAGCAACAUACUCUUAAUGUUGAUUUUACAAUAUGAAGAGAUUAUUUAAAUAAAUUAUUGUUU
Messenger RNA from Meriones unguiculatus (Mongolian gerbil), 2177 nucleotides. It is a transcript of the gene Dlx2, whose product is annotated as distal-less homeobox 2. The record is from RefSeq and is a predicted model, not a curated record. Gene Ontology annotation, biological process: negative regulation of transcription by RNA polymerase II; cell differentiation; embryo development. The coding region runs from base 132 to 1145 and encodes 337 amino acids. The transcript has 3 exons. NCBI's taxonomy places the organism in Eukaryota, Metazoa, Chordata, Mammalia, Rodentia, Muridae. Gene Ontology annotation, molecular function: RNA polymerase II cis-regulatory region sequence-specific DNA binding; DNA-binding transcription factor activity, RNA polymerase II-specific.